This is a messenger RNA of Echinops telfairi (small Madagascar hedgehog), 400 nucleotides long. Its product is annotated as thymosin beta-10-like. Lineage: Eukaryota; Metazoa; Chordata; Mammalia; Afrosoricida; Tenrecidae. Gene Ontology annotation, molecular function: actin monomer binding. Gene Ontology annotation, cellular component: cytoplasm. Gene Ontology annotation, biological process: actin filament organization; regulation of cell migration. The transcript has a single exon. Bases 266 to 400 code for a protein of 44 amino acids. The record is from RefSeq and is a predicted model, not a curated record.
ACCUCUGUACAAGGCAUAUUAUACUUCCUGUCCCUGACAUGGGUUGGGUUUUGUCCUCCAAAACGAUAUGCCAAACCCAAUCUCCAAUAGCAUCCCUUGCCUAUGUAAUUAGUAUAACAAGCAACCACAAGGGAGUAGCGUGGGGACAGACCCAACACGACUGGUGUCCUUGAAGAAGAGAAGAGAAGGUCUCUGGCUGCAGUGCCAAGAGCGGGAUCACCCAGAAGAUGACCUGGAGCCGGAAGCCAGGGAUUGUUCUAAGAAAAUGGCAGACAAGUCAGACAUGGGAGAAACUGCCAGCUUCGAUAAGGCCAAGCCGAAGAAAACGGAGAUGCAGGAGAAGAGCACCCUGCCAACCAAAGAGAUCACUGAGCAGGAGAAGAGGAGUAAAAUCCCCUAA